GUCUUCCGGAGUUCAGUGCAGGAAGUUUGUGUAAUUGUGUGUGUGAGAGAAAGAGAGAGAGAGAGAGAGAGAGAGAGAUUCUUUUCAGAUGAAAUGAAACUGAAGGACUGGAGAGAAACAAAAAGGAUCCAAAAAGACCUUCAAACUCUGGUGAACCCAAAACUUUACUGGCACCCAGAUUCCUGCCCCUGAGCACCUUCAUCUUCAUCUUCAUCUUCAUCUCCUCACAUCCCACUGUUGAACCUCCUUUCAUCAACCAGCACAUCACUGAACUCCACACGACACCACCAGGAUGCUGAAGAGUGAGCUGUAGUUCUCGGAUCAUCAUGCCGUCAUCAGGAGACACCGAGGUCUUCAUCCCAGAGCAGGCGAGCGUCAUCACCGUUCCAGUUUGUUGUCUGCCGUCGUCCAUCACCAGAAAGAUGUCCAUGUGUCUCGUUCACUCUACGUGUCCUGCGACCUUUAUCUCCCCGGUGGAACUGAGGAACAAAGGGACGACUGAGACACCACGACCUUUGACCCCGGGACAGGUCCUCCUGCCGGUCGUGACCUCAAACCAAAAAGCUUUUAGAAUUCUCCAAAGAUUUCUACACUCAGGUGAGAACUCGCUUCAGAUCCCUGAUGAAACGUCACCAGCAGGUUCUUCAUUUUCCAGAAGGAGCCACUCAAUCGUUCUGUUUGACAAACAGAUUUUCCUCGUCGUAACAAAAGCCAAAGCUUGUGAUUGGUCACUGAAAAAACGAAACCCCACCCCAUAUGAGUGUGAAGCCCCUCCCCUGGACUCACCUGUAACAACGUCUUCGCUGCAGGAUGGAGGAAAUGACAUCACUGACGGGCGGAAUAAAGAAGGUACCUGUGGAGCAGAGGAUGAUGAGAAAUGUGCAGAGAAGCAAGGUGGUGAUGGACUGAUGGAGUGUGAAGAGCAGAAUGAUGAUGAUGAUGAGCUAACUGACAGGAGGAGGAGUGAAGAUGGCGCUGGUGCUGCAGAGGAGCAUGGGAAAUGUUCAGAGGCGUCGGAGGAAAGAGUAAGGUCCGACCCACUGAGGAAAGACGUAAGCACGAACAUGCCGCAACAGAUAAAGAUGGAGGAGAAGCGAGGUGUUAGCACUGCGGUCGGAGAGGCUCAGGGUGCGCCAGCUAACGCUGACGAGCGUACAGACGAAGACUCCGCUACCGAGACGAGAUUAUGUGCUCAAAGUCAGACAGGAAAUGAACAGAGUUCUGGACAUCUGGAAACCGGCGAUAGUGAAUAUCAACAGUCAUCAGCUAAACCCAAAUGUUGCAAACGUAUAAAUUUCCCUGCGGCACAGAGUCCGUCGGAUGUGAACGAUCGUCAGGAUAAAAUUGAGGUAAAAGGUCAAGUCGGCGAAUUAGACGGCGAGGUCACGGAUACAAACAACGGCGAUCGGGUUCUUCAGGACGCCGGCGAGAACAGCGACGUAGAUGAUCCGAAAAGUAACGGCGGAGAUCCGAGCUCCAGCUGCGAAAGCGACGUCGAGAUUGUAGACGUAUUAGACAGUUCCGGUAGCGCGGGCAUCAGAUCCAGCGCUAGCAAAGUGGAGAAUUUCCUGGAAAAGUGCGAAAACCUCAAACGAAUAAUUAAUGAAUACGUUCACUCGCAGGGUUCACCGUUUACACGUCUGAAACGUGACGACGUCGCCAUGGAAACGGGUGCCAACCGCGAUGUGGCUAAAGGUGAAUUCAAGGUCGAGAUGAAUUCGGAACCGAUCUGUCAGGCUAAAAAUUCUAACCGUGACGUUGAGAUCAUCGAGGUUGUUGAUGAUGAUGAUGAAGAUGAAGAAACCUCGUGGACGCCAAUGACGUGAAUGGAAACUUCCCCGCGUUUGAAAGUCCUGCUCAGAUAAAAACAGGAGAUGCAAUAAAAUCCUCGGAUAAAGCUAACGCCCAUAAAUGUGAUGUAGAGAUCGCCGACUUACGUGAGAGCCGACGUGACGGUGCUGAAUGUCAGAAUUUGUUGGAGAAGAUUGAAAGUCGCAAGCGGCGUGUUUCCGAUGGGAACGAUGAGACGCGUUCGGAUGCGAAAGCCGUAACUCCGGCUCCAAUGAUCCAAACUGAAGAUCCGUCUCCUAAACGCUUGAAACCGGCGGACGUUCAGAGCGCUGCCGAGGAUCUCGCUUCAUCAAGGAGCUCGGAGGAACCGAAUCCAAGCAUAGCGCCUGAAGAAGAAUCGGAAAGUUUGCUUGACUGUGAUGGCGAGGACGCUCUCAUGGUACAGGACAACUGUUUCUCUCCGGCUAGCUUCACUGACGAUCCUGGUCCUGAUGUAGCGAGUUCCCAAAGUUCUGGAUGUUUCUCUGAACUUCAGAUCAGUAAUGUGGUGAGUUUAACGGCUCCAGUCGAGCUUCCUGAGAGCCGAGCGUCUGACUCAGGGGUGAGCAAUUACAGCAUGCAUGAUGAGGAAGUAAGUCACGACUUGGACUACAAGGUGCUGAAGUGUGAGGAGACCAUCAACCAGAUCCGAGCGAAACUCCGAGGAAUGGAGGAGAAACUCGACACCUUGAACUGUUAACUGUCCUGAACCCCAGCGCUGAGGAUCAGAGCUUUCUGUCCGUUUUUCUGUUCAAAUUACUGCACAUCGUUUUCCAGUCAGUAUUCGUCUAUAUUAGAGUUUAUUAUUGAAAUAAACAGUUAAAACAGUAAACACUUUAUACACACAUGUAAUAGUUUGUAAUGUGUACAUGUAAUAUUUAUUUUUCUUUCUUCUUUUCUCGUUAUCAAGACUUCAUUUUCUCCUGAACAGAGCAAAGGUGUUGGGCAUAAGAGCACGUUCUAGAGGCAGCAGCAGCAUCGCAGCAGCAUGGACAAUAACCACAACCACACGUGACCGCGGGCACGUGAACGCCGCUGCCGUGCUGCCGCCUCGAGAACAUGCUGUUAUGACCAAUGCACAGAAAUAGAAAUUACUUUAAUAUUAUUAAUAUCACAAGAAAACAAUGUUUAUGUAAAAAAAAAAAAAAAAAAAGGAUAUUAUAAUGCGGUGUCACUUUGGACUUGUGUGUAAAUGUGUUUUUUUUGUUUGAAGAAUGUAACGAAGUCACAUGACAUUUAAAUAAAAGUGCAAUUAUUUGUUUAGUCUCCAUAA
Silurus meridionalis is the source of this 3103-nucleotide messenger RNA. RefSeq lists its product as uncharacterized. The coding region runs from base 327 to 1826 and encodes 499 amino acids. The record is from RefSeq and is a predicted model, not a curated record. The transcript is spliced from 6 exons. NCBI's taxonomy places the organism in Eukaryota, Metazoa, Chordata, Actinopteri, Siluriformes, Siluridae.